Messenger RNA from Monopterus albus (swamp eel), 3045 nucleotides. Its product is annotated as tripartite motif-containing protein 16-like. The record is from RefSeq and is a predicted model, not a curated record. The transcript is spliced from 6 exons. Lineage: Eukaryota; Metazoa; Chordata; Actinopteri; Synbranchiformes; Synbranchidae. Bases 490 to 2187 code for a protein of 565 amino acids. Gene Ontology annotation, molecular function: zinc ion binding; protein binding.
AAUUUAUUGAAUACAUUUUGGUUUACAGUACCUCUCUUAAAUUGUUCAACAGUAAAAUGCCAAUGCGGGCAUGGUGACUGAACGAAGACGGAUGGCAUUUAUGGAUGAGAUGGCAAAGAAUCGGAGAAAUGAUCAGUUAAUGAGACAAGCAUUCAUUACCCCCUUCUUAGCAAUUGCUGAAGCGAUGAGCACGCGCGCGUCAUCGCGUACGUUCGCGGGUUCAGCCGAGUUUGGCUUUCCCAAAGCGGAUAACGACCAUUGUCGAUUGAAGGGUCAUUUGUCCCAGUAGUUGCAUCCCACAACCUUCAAAAGCCGAGGUGUGGCGAGUGUACAUGGGUUUUCUGUUGAGAAUAAACUUCUAUGCUCCAGUGCUUCUGUUAAGUGUUUGUUAAGUGCUUUGUUUUUGACGCUCACACGGUGCCCUCCCACGAGAACGGUGUUCCAACAAACCACUCCUUCUUCAGAGAAACUGAAACUUAACUCGAGAAAAUGGCUUACAAUAGGGAACUGUUCGACUGCGCCAUUUGUUUACAGUUACUGGAAGAUCCAGUAACGACAGCCUGUGGACACAGUUACUGUAUGAAAUGCAUCAAUGCCUUCUGGGAUACAAAUACGGCGAGAGGAGAUUCCACUGCGUGCCCUCAUUGUAGGCAGACCUUCAGCCCAAGGCCUGUUCUGAAGAAGAACGCACUUCUGGCUGAACUGGUGGAUCAACAGAGAGAGAAAACCAGUCGAAAUGCUAAUGCUGAUGCUGAUGAUGAUGAUGGUGAUGAUGAUGGUGACUCCUAUGCUGCGCCUGGUGAUGUGCAGUGUGAUGUUUGCACAGGGAGAAAACGAAAAGCAUGCAAGUUCUGUUGUGUGUGUUUGGCCUCUUACUGCAAGACUCAUCUGCAGCCCCAUGUUGAGGUGCGGCCUCUACAAAAACACAGUCUGAUUCCUGCCUCAGCCAAGUUCAAAGAGAACAUCUGUAGUCGUCAUGACAAACUUCUGGAGGUGUACUGUCACUCUGAUCAGCAGUUCCUGUGCCUACUGUGUAUGGUUGAUGAACAUAAAGGACAUGACACUGUUACUGUUACAGCAUUAGAAUGUGUGAAGCAGAGACAACUGAAGAGGAUGAGAGAGGAAAUUCAAGACAGAGUGCUGAGUUCAGAGAGGAAAAUGGCAAAACUGAACGAUGCCAGAGACUCUAUAAAGGAUGCUGCGUGGGAGGUGUGUGAUGACUUUGAGCGACUCUGUGCGGAGCACAUUACUGUAUACGUCCGGUCUGUGGAGAGGAAGUGCUGUGAGAUGAGAGAGAAAGUAGGAGAAAUGGAGAAAGCCGGAGUCGACUGGACCAACAGUCACCUCUGGCAACUGCAGCGUGAAGUGUCUGAACUGAGGAGAAAAGAGGAUCAACUCAACCAGCUUUUAUCAACAGAGGACCCCAUUCAGUUUCUUCGGGAUUUCCAGGCCCUAGGAGACCUCCCUGUAUUUACCGACUCGCAUGACAGACUUGACACAUUAGCAGAGUUUGUCACUACACAAAAAGACAAACUUAAAAACAUGUGCAACAAAGAAAAGAAAUUAUUCAUUUGUUCUGGAAGCAAUGUGUUGUUACGGGUACUGAGACAGCAAGAGGAAAUAACAUCAAGAACACACCUUUUGUUUGAUUACAAGAACUCCAGGGUGGAGGUUGAUCCCCACACAGUAGCAGCAUGUCUUCACUUGUCAACUAGUAACACAAUGCUGUCUUGGAGUGAUAAAGACCAGGGUCAUCUUGAUCACACUAACAGAUUCACCUACUAUCACCAGGCUCUGUGCACAAAGGGCCUUGAGGGCAACCACUACUGGGAGGUGGAGUGGGAUGGUGGCAUUGUUGAGUUGGCUGUGUCGUACAAAGGCAUUAACAGAAAGGGUUCAGGUAAAGACUGCUGCUUUGGCCACAAUCAUCUGUCCUGGAAAUUAACCUGCUCCCCUUCUGGCUGCAUGUUUUGGCACAAUAACCUUCACAAAGGUCAGAUUCCUCCAGCUACCUCCCGCAGAGUAGGCGUCCGCCUUGAAUAUGCAGCAGGACAGCUGGGGUUCUACAGUGUUUCUGACCCUGACAGGCUGACACUUCUGCACCAAGUCCAGACCACCUUUACUGAACCUCUCUAUCCCGGGUUUUCUGUUGAUUUAGGUGCAACACUGAAAAUAUGCAACAUUUAAUUCAGCCCGCAUUGAUAAACAUUAGCUUUGGGACUGAUUGCACAUUUACAUUUCAUUUUUGAUUUAAUGAUUCAGGGAUAGUAUGAAAAUUUAGCUUCUGAAUGAGACAGUUAUGUACACAACGAUUAAUGACGGGCAGCAUAUUGGUUCAUGAUGAUUAUGAAUGAAAAUUGUGGAAAACAAUUAGAUUUUGUUUUUCCCCCCUCUUAAUCUUUAAAUUGUUUUUUGAUUUUUAUGGAUGUAAUUUGGAUCAUUAAUUAGCAAAUGUAAGGCCUGUUCAUUGUCGGUGAUAAAUAGACUAAAUGAAAUGAAUUUGGGAGAUUGGAAAAACAAAAUCAUUUUACACACGUUGAGUCAUGUCAGAAAAGCUCAACUGACUGACGGUUGAGAAUAAUUUAAGACUGUUCUUAUAAAUUUUAAAAAAAUGUGCCAAUGUAUGAAAUGAAAUGUAUGAUGAAAGACCACUAGUUCAGCAAAUUGUACUUUCAUUUUAAGACUGAGUCAUAACACUUUGUUCUUUGUGCUGUAUGGAAUAAUAUCCCUUAAAACUAGCAACUCAUCACAUCAGAGCACAGUUUAAAGAGUUUCUCAGUACCUUCUUGUAUGUUAGAGGAUCACAAUGGAAACAAGCCAUUUAAGCUUUAUUGUUAACCCUCAACAGCUGUAAUUGCAGCUGCGCUUGCGGUGUAAUUUUAAUGAUCAGUCAAAGAAGCAGAAUGACUUAGUUUGAAUGUUGUAGUUUAAUAUACUAAAGUAAAUGACCAUGAUUUGCAAAUGAUAUACUGUUUACUUAAUCUGCUAUUAUUUACAUUUGCAGUUCAGAUUUGAUAACAUAAUAAGUGACAUUUGAUUAUAUGU